AUGGACACCCCCCUGCGCCCGCCGCGCCUGCGCACGGGCACGCGGUCGCAGGAGCCCGACGACGCGGCAUUAAGAGCUGCGGCGCGCGCGGCGCUGCGGGCGAAGACGAGACGAGCGACCUUUUCGACACGGAACGAGCGCCGGCCGAGCAAGCACGCCUUCGGUUCCAGUUUACCACCAGGAGCCGUGAGACGGCGGUCGCCGGUGCCGGAGCGGCGCCACUCCUACGUCGACUAUUUGAGGAACGGCACACCCGAAAAACCGCGGCCGUCACCAGUGGUGUACGAACAAGAGGAGGUGCGCGAGCCGCUCUACCUCGGUUGUAGGGUCGACGUGUUUGAUCGGAAGGGCCGACCGAGACGACUGGACUGUGGUGUCCUAAAGUUCCUGGGCCCGACGGCCUUUUCGUCCGGUCGACAGGUCUGGUGCGGCAUCGAAUUGGACCUGCCCUAUGGGACGCACGACGGCGAGGUCGAGGGGCGGCGGUACUUCGGGCCCGUUUCAUCGCGCUGCGGUUUGCUGGUGACGGCGGAGCUCUGCAAGCGCGUGCCGGGCCAGCCGUCGGCGUCGAAGGCGGCAUACUCUGACACGGAUAGCGUGCGGACGCGGUCGCCCGUACCCAUCGUUGCCGCACCUGCACCGGUCGUCGUACCACCACCACCUCCAUCGAAGCCGGUCCCCGCCGCCUGUAGAAAUGACCCAGCACUAUCGGCGUUGUUCGCCGACGAAUCCUUAGCGCGCUACUUCAAGAUGUUGAGUGUUGGCGUGCCGCGCACGGCCGUAGCCCAGAAGAUGAAAGAUGACGGUGUUGUUGCCGAUAAAUGCGCCGUCAUGGCCGGUCAAGUGAAUACCCCGGUCCCUGUCAAGGCCACGACGAAGGCGACGCCCCAACAAAAGGAGAAGGCUAGAAGCGCACCGCCACCGAGAACUGGCUUCCGGCGGCUCCACUGGAACGCGCUGGACCCCCAAAGUGCGGAGCGGUCGCUGUACGCCGCGGAGCACCUCGCGUCGCCCUUCGACAAGAGCUCGAGGGACUUCGCGCGCCUCAAGUCGGCCUUCGGCGAGCGCGCGCCCAUCGUGCAAAGCCGCCGCAGCGUCAUGACGACGGCUGUUGUCGAGAAGAAGGUCGCCCCUCCGAAGACGACGACGCUGGACGCGCGGCGCGCCAUGAACGUGGGGAUCAUGCUCGGCAAGCUCGUCGGCUCCGGGGAAGGGCGCUUCCCGUCAGCUAGGUCAUGUUGCGAGGCGCUCAUGGGCGGCGGUUUGAGUGUGGACCAGCUCGAGUUGAUCAUAGCGAUCGCGCCGACGGAUCAUGAAAGAGAAAAGCUCGUCUUCCGCCCUUCCGGAGUAUAUGAAGGCAGUACGCAAGCCGAGGCGGCGCUGGCGGAGCUGGGCGCCAUUCCCUUAUGUAGACAGCGCGCCGACGCUCUGUUAUUAUUGGAGACGGCGCUCCCGCGCCUCGCCGUCGUGUUAGUGGACGCCGCCCUGCGCUGCAAGGCCUGCCGCGCCGUCCGCAGUUCUCAAAGUCUGGCGCGCUUCCUCGCCACUUUGUUGGGCGCCGCGAACGCGACGCGUUUGAAUGAAAGUUCGGGCAUCGAGCUCGGGUCGCUGCUCGCCCUCGCGCGCACGCGCGCCGACGGCGAGGAGCGCCACCGGCGGACGCUGCUGGAUUUUGUCGUGGACGUUUUAUCAAGACGGGGCGAGCGGCGGACGGCGCUGUGCUUCGCCGGGCCCUUCGCGCGGGGCGACGUCUUGGUGGCGGCGCGGUCUCGAAGGCGGCGGCGCCUGGAAGCGUCGAAGAAGGUCACUUUGUCAGAUGACGGCGGCGAGUCGGAGCCGGAGGCGUCGUCAUCGUCUUCUGAUGAAGAUGAAGAUGAUGGUGGCCUCGCGUCGCCAUCCCAGAAGCGGCGCCACCGGAGGCAGCGGCGCGAUUUGGUGAGGGCGGCGCGGUGGCUCCCGGCGUGUUUCGGGGAGGACCCGGCCUGCGCCGAGACCGUCGUUUCAAGACGCGUCGUCCACGGCGGCCUCAAGCAGUGCGCGCACCGCGGCGAGCCCAACGAGCUCGCCGCCGUCGUGUCCACGCUGAGGAGGAGGGUUGCAGCAGCUAGGGCGGUGGCCAGAGCUGACCGCGCCUCUCAGUUCGAGGGCGAGCGCGCCGAAGCGGAAAAGGCGAUCUCAGCAGCGCGGGCGGCCGAGAAACGUAGAUUAGAUGGUGAUCGGGAGCGCGCGGCGAAGGCGGCGGCCGACGCGCGGAGGGCGUUGGACGCCGCUGGUAUGAAAGAGCGCGCGGCCAUGGCGCGCGAGGAGACGCUCGCAUCGAAGGUCCGCACGUCCCUAAAACAAGCGCGGGCGGAGAAGGCGGCCCUCGUGGCCCUGGGCGUCCUCUGCGCGGCCGCGCGCGACGCGGACGCCUACUGCGAGCGCAUGCGCACGAAGUCGCCGCCGCCGAAAGAAACGCCCCAGGACUGGGCCGCGAAGCGCAAGGCCCAGGUCGAGCGCGCUCGCAAGAUCCGGGCGGACCGGCUGGACUUUGCGCCGGCGCCGGCGCCGACCGACGUCAAACGGCCCAAGACCAAAAAGCACGGCUCCUGGCGGCCGCCGCAGCGCAUCGCGUCCGCUAUUUUAUCUUCCAAAGAGGGCACCGCGCCUUUUGGUGUGUUACGCGCGGCGCAGCAGUGGGCGUCGCACGCGCUACAGGAUCGAAACCGGCGCGCUCCUGUAACGCGACCGAGCACCAACGGCGCGUCGUGCUACGCGCCGCCGUCCGAGGACCCGCGGCUCAUGGAGCCGAGCGACCCGCGGAACCCGUUCUUUGGGCUCGUCGAGCGCGUGCUCGCGCUGGCGUCGGCGGCCGUUGCGUUCCCAAGUGCGCUUGGUUAUCUCGAGGCCCUCGCGAAGAAGCAGCCGGAGCCGCCGCCCGUGGAACGACAACUCUUCACAAAGAAGCCCCCUUCAGUAGACGGCGCGCGGGCCGGGCUGCUCGCGGCGCUGACCUCCAAGCCCGUGCUCAAGAAGAAGACAAUUGACCAGGGCCCCCUGCCGCCUCACCUGACUCCAUCAAGGCGCCGGCAAGCGGGCGAACGGUUGGACGCCGAGCUAGACGCCUUGGAGGGCGCCCUCGCCGCCGCCGAGGCGGCGAUCGCGUGCGCCCGCGCGCACGGCGACGCGCUGCGCGUGCACGUCGGCUGCGCGCCGCACGAGGACGCGGCCGAGGCGUUGGAAGUUAUGGGGCAGCUGAGCCGUUUGGUGGACGCGUCGCUCGCGCGGGCGCCGCUGGACCUGGAGACGUCCGACGAGGACGACGCGCCGCGGCUGAGAAUCGGCGCCGUCGUCUCGACGAAGUGGGGCCCGGCCGUCGUGGAAGCGCGGCGGCCCGCGGCGGACCCGGCGCAACCGCGGCGCGUCGUCUGCCGGACGUUCUGGCGCGCGCGCGUCAUCUGCGAGAAGGCCGAUAUUUGUAGGGCGCCGUGCCCCGUCGGCUCGCCGUUCGGUCCCGUGGACUUGCUGGACCGCGUCGUCAAGCGGGCGGACGGCACUUUAUUAUGUCAGGUGCGGCUGCCCGGCGCGCGCGGCGCGGUGCUGCUCCCGCCCUGUUCCGUCGUCUACGUGGCGCCCGUGGCGACGCGCGUCUGGCGCCGGCGCCGGCCCGCGGCGUCGCCGCGGAGCGGGCCGGCGACGCCGCGGUCCAACAGCGUGCCGUCACCACGCGUGCUUUCGCCGCGGAGCGGGUCGCGGAGCGGGCCGGGGACGCCGAGAUCGUUCGUCGCCUCAGAAUCGGACGACGACUCGUCCGCCGCCUCGGAGUCGUCGGACCUGUCAGACAUCGGGGCCCUCGGGAGCUUCCUUGAGAUCUGAUCUGUUUAACACUGUGUUUUGGUUUUA
Molecule: messenger RNA, 3882 nt
Organism: Pelagomonas calceolata
Lineage: Eukaryota; Pelagophyceae; Pelagomonadales; Pelagomonadaceae
Source: the annotation of a GenBank genome assembly